AUGGGCUGUACAAAAAGCCGACCUCACGAUGUCAUUGUUCCUGUCCGCGCAGGAUUAUCAAAUCCUAAACUCGAAGAUAAAAGACAUAAAGAUGAAACUCUAGCAGAAAAUUCAUUUAAAUCCCCUACAAACGCUGAGAAUAUUCAAAAUGAAAAAAAAAUAUUUAGCGAUGGUGAAAGUUUUACCGAUAUUUAUGAUACUUUUGAUAUAAUAGCUACAUUUCCUUAUGCAGAAUAUAGAAAAUGUGUCCAUAAGCACACCGGCCUGAUUAGGUCUGUUAAAAUCGUCCCAAUUCCAAAAGGCAACAAAAGCUAUGUUGAUGAAAAAAGCUUAAAGCGCGAAGUAAAAGCGUUAUCCAAGCUAGACCAUCCCAAUAUACUGAAAACCUAUGAUAUUUUAGCUGACGACAAUAAAUUUUAUAUUGUCAUGGAAUACUGGGAUGGCGGACUUUUACUUGACAAAUUACAAGAACGAAAAUUUUUAACUGAAGCCCAGGUUAGCUCUAUUGUAGAGCAAUUGCUUUCUGCUGUUGCAUAUGCUCAUAGCCAUAAAGUGCUGCAUAGAGACCUUUCUCCAAACUCAAUUUGCCUUAUGAACAAAGGAAACGAUUUAAUAAUAAAAAUCAUAGAUUUCGGGGUUUCAGCCUUUGUGGACUUAAAUUUGCAGUAUCAGGGAAAGCUUGGAAAUUCAUUUUUUAUAGCACCAGAAGUGUCUGAUGAUUUUUAUAACGAAAAAUGUGAUAUUUGAAGCAGAGGUGAAUAAUGCAUUAAAAUGACGUCAUAAUUCAACCCACCCUCUUGCUCCCUGUAGUUGGCGUCCACAAGGUGCAGAGACCUUGAUGAAGGAGACUGGAGUUCGGAAUUUGCAUCCGGCUAGGUUUUUCUGGUUUGCUAAAGCUCAAUAUCAGGUGGCCAACCGUAGGCUUUACUCCAAUGCAAAGCUUUUACCUCAGAGGAGACGGGCCAGGAAGUGCAAAAGGGUUUCCCAGCGGUAUCAAUGUGGUUAGUCUCGACCAAUCGGAACUAUUCCAAGCGUGAAACCAGAAAUGCGCCCUGGGCUACAGAUUUCCCCUUUAGCUGAGAGUCGACCGAAAAUUUGACCCUUUUGAAUUUUCAAUGGUGGACUGCUGACAUGCAGCACGGUGACCCAAACUUUCCGACUACCAGGAAGCAUGUGCAGGCCCAUAUCCGGUAAGAGUAAGAUUUGAAGGUCGUAAGACGAUUAUCGGCGAAGUUGAUGAGUGGAGCCAUAUGGAAAGGAAUAAGAAUCUCCGGAUCCCAACAGGGAGCUUUUCCAUAAUCUAAGUUAAUGUUAAAGAAGCAUAGGCUGCAUCAUGCAUUUACUGCUUGUUGGAAAGCCUCCAUUUGGUAACAACACAGAAAAAGAGCUGAAAUUAAGUGUUAAACAAAAUUCCUUAGACAUCUCCUCGUUAGAGAAUUUAACUAUAUCUGAAGAAGCCAUAAUUUUACUUAAAAACCUCCUAAAUAAAGAUUUUACAACAAGAAUAAGUGCUAUAGAAGCCUUGCAAAGCUCUUGAAUAAAAAAACCCAAAGAAAAUUCCAAAGUAAACUCGGCUGCUAUACAAAAGUCUAUGGAAAAUUUAAUCUCUUAUCACUGUUCAUCAAAGCUAAAAGAUGGGAUCCAGACUUUUAUUGCUUCUCAAAUAAUGACCCAUGAAGAUACAGAAAACCUAUUAAAGUCUUUUAAAAAUAUUGAUAAAAACAGUGAUGGAAAAAUAAGCAGCCCAGAGCUUUGUAGAUUUUAUUCUACAGUAAUGGGAGAUGGAAUUGGAAGAGAAAUUGCUAAAGAUGUCAUAAAAAAGUGCAUGAUUUUUGCUCUGUACUUUUUGACAGCAAGACUCUAAAUUUUUACAGUAUUUUUUGCUAACAAAAGUCGCACUGUCAUAAAAUUUCGGUAAAAUCUGCUUUGUAUCUAUAUGGCUGUAAAAAUUUACAGAGCAAAUAUCAUUCAGCCCAUAAAAAAUGUAGAUACUGAUAGAGAUGGCUAUCUGGAGUAUACUGAAUUUAUAAGGGCAAGUGCUGAAAGGAGGAUUUUACUAUCCAAACAAAAUCUAGAAGCUACAUUCACAAUGCUCGAUAGAGACGCCAGCGGUAAAAUUUCUGUAUCUGAGCUCCAAGAAAUUCUUGAAGACACGAUCCUUAUCCAAAAUCAAGCAUGACAAGAAAUUAUUAAAGAAGCCGACCAAAAUCUUGAUGGCGAAAUCGACAUAAAAGAGUUUUACACCCUACUAAUCAAUAAAUUUUAA
Molecule: messenger RNA, 2266 nt
Organism: Blepharisma stoltei
Lineage: Eukaryota; Ciliophora; Heterotrichea; Heterotrichida; Blepharismidae
Source: the annotation of a GenBank genome assembly